Molecule: messenger RNA, 380 nt
Organism: Penaeus vannamei (Pacific white shrimp)
Lineage: Eukaryota; Metazoa; Arthropoda; Malacostraca; Decapoda; Penaeidae
Source: RefSeq, a predicted model, not a curated record
CACUCGCGCGCACCCGUAUAUCACUUCCGGGCGCAUUCGGACUCAGGGAGGAGACGGGAAGAAGAUACUUAGCGCCAUGUCCGAGAAGGUGUUGCCUGUGAUUGACCUCCGGCUGGCCAGGGGGUCGACGCGCCCGGCUCUCGUGCAGCAGCUGAAGAAGGCGCUGACGGAGGUCGGGUUCAUCUACCUCGUCGGCGUCGAAGGCUACGACGAAGAGGAGCUGCUGCGCCUCACCAAGUGGUUCUUCAGUUUGCCUCUGGAGAUGAGGAUGAGGAUUUCCAAGAAGUCCUUUAAUCCGGAAUGUGAACACGAAUACAGGGGCUUCUUCCCUGUGAUUCCCGGCGAAGUGUCUCACAAGGAAGGUUAGUCUGAGCGAGAGA